GUCGGUAAACAAAUAUGCUGCCACAUUUUUCGUAUCAUAGGUAACGUGUUUUAUAAGUUAUAGGGCGCAGCAAUCAGUCGUCCUUUUUAUGCAGGCUUUAUUUGGCAAAUCCAGAUUUGGUAUUGUGCCUAGCCAUUAUCAGUGCACUAUUUUCUAGUCUCAAUGCAUGUCAGUUCCCUGUUGUUCGGGCGUCACAGUUCUUGAUUCAAAGAACUAGACCAGAAAAUGGUGCAUUGAUAAUGGCUAGGCACUAGCCGAAGUCUGGAUUACCCAAAUAAAAUCUGCAAAAAAUGGACGACUGAUUGCUGCGCUCUAUAAUUUGUAAAUCAUAUCACAGCCACUGAGUGCACCCACGUUCCUAAUGGAAGGUAACCUGAUAUUAUGUGUUUGUUCAUAUUGGAACUCACAUGUAAAAAGAAAAAAAAAAUUGUAAAUAGUUCGCAGCAUAGGUCAUUGAAUGUAAUGACGCAUCUCAUUGGGUGGCACAAUCAAUCAGUACCCGAACCGCAGUUCCUUAACGGUACCAAAACAUCAUCGACGCGUAAACAAACGAUUAAAAUGUUGACGUUGCAACCAGGACUUUGAACAGUAAAGUGGAGGGGACACGGUAACGAAAACAACUUGCAGAGAAAUCGUAUCAGUUGUGUCGUGAGGUCUGGAUAGAAGAAAACAUCCCCGGCUUUUCAAGUAAGAUUUCUGAACAACAGCACAGCCUACAAUUUUUGUCAUAUUUGUGACGUGACUUAAAGAAACAAAUAAUGUCAUUAAAAUUUUACUUUGAUGUUUUCUCGCAACCAUCUCGAGCAGUACUUCUCUUUCUGAAAUUAAACAAGAUACCAUUUGAGCCUAAGAAGAUAAAUUUACUGAAAGGGGAACAUUACAGUGAAGAAUAUGCUAAGAUAAAUCCAUUUCAGAAAGUUCCAGCUGUUGUACAUGGCAACUUUGCACUUUCUGAAAGUGUGGCCAUCUUACGCUAUCUCUGUCGAGAAUUUGAAGUUGCCGAUCACUGGUAUCCAAAGGACAGCAAGGCACAGGCAAGAGUUGAUGAGUACCUUGAAUGGCAGCACAUUGAAAUUAGAGCCAACUUAGUGAACUACUUCCGAACAAAGUUUUUGCUUCCUGUGGUGACUGGAAGACCAGCAGAUGGGAAAAAAGUAGCAAACUUUGAGAAGAAAGUAACUGAUGUUCUUAAUAUACUCGAGGAUACAUGGCUCAGUGAAAGAAAGUAUUUAGGAGGAGACAAAGUGAGCAUCGCUGAUCUUUUAGGAGCUUGUGAGCUUGAACACCUUAAAAUGGCAGGAUAUAAUCCACAAGACAAUCGCCCCAAGGUUUCAGCUUGGUUAAACAAGUUGAAAGAAGAAUUAAACCCACAUUAUGAAGAGGUUCAUGUCCUAGUUAAUCAUAUAGCAGAAAAACAUAAGGGGGUCCCACCCAGCUCACCUGACAAGCUAUGAAUAUAAUCUUGCUGUUGAUUAUAGAUAUUGAUAUUGUGCUGAUGGAGCAUUUGAUUGUGGUUCAGAAUUCUGAAGUUACUUGUUAAUGUGCAGAAUUCUGUACCACCAACAUUGAAUUAAAAUGUGGAAUGCUAGUCACAAUUCAUUCAUUGGAAGAAUGUUGAAAUAUGUCAUUACAUAUUAUAUAUUAGAAAAAUCACUGCUGUAAAAAGAUCUUACUUCCAAGCCAUGGCAAAUUUCAAAUGCCCGCCGUUAAUUCUCGGAUUAGUCCCUCAACAAAGCAAAACAUUUUAAACAAAAUAUUACUAAAUUUUGAUCUUUGAUAGUUUGUUUACCUUGUUUCCUGUUUUCUUGUAUUAUCACAAGUGUUGUUUUCUUCCAAAGGAAAGAUAACAACAUUUUUCCAUUUGUGGCAGCAUAAAACAAAAAGUUAUUCUUAAAAAUGGUGCAGUAGUUAAGCAUUUAAAAGUUUGGAGAGGUGGUAUGACAGUUAAAAAAACAUAACAACAAAUGUUUAAUGUUUCUGAUAGUGAUAGAAUUAAUAUUGGCCAGAAGUCUUACUCAUGCAUGUAAAUGUGAUUAAAAGUUUUAUGGGAAUCUUAAUGUAUGUACAGAAAUUACGGACUUCAGGAGGUGUUAAUUUUAGUUUCUUUUGACAUUUUAAGUGGUUGCUGUUAAAGCGUUAGCCAAAGGAAAGCUUGCAUUGUACUGUUUGAAACCACAACUGAAAAUAAAGUGAUUUGUACAAAGCUGAAA
This is a messenger RNA of Schistocerca cancellata (South American locust), 2210 nucleotides long. Its product is annotated as glutathione S-transferase theta-1-like. Gene Ontology annotation, biological process: glutathione metabolic process. NCBI's taxonomy places the organism in Eukaryota, Metazoa, Arthropoda, Insecta, Orthoptera, Acrididae. The transcript is spliced from 6 exons. The coding region runs from base 759 to 1454 and encodes 231 amino acids. Gene Ontology annotation, cellular component: cytoplasm. Gene Ontology annotation, molecular function: glutathione transferase activity. The record is from RefSeq and is a predicted model, not a curated record.